AUGGCUUAUUAUACUUACCAACGUUAUAAAAACCGUAAUAUUUCAAAAAUAAAUCAAAAUGAGGACCGGUGGACAAAUAUGGGAGAAUCGUCCAUUCUUCAACCUAUUAGAUCAGCUUUAGACCUUUCUUCGUCAACAUGGGAUCAAUGUAAUUCACUUGUUCCUCAACAAGUUCAUAGUAUAAUGAGUUAUACGGGUCCAACUAGAGAUUUAAGUUGGAACAGUUUCAUUCUUUUUCCAUUAUUAAUUUAUCCAGUAUAUUUCCUUCUUACAAUUCCCACAACAGUAGUUACUUUUCUCAUAUUAUACUUUCCAAUGGUCUGUAAAUUUGAAUAUGCGCUUUGGAAAAGUUAUAUUGGAAUUAAUGCACGAUACAACUUUACAUCAUUUGUAACUACAGUAACAGGGUCCAUUCUCAUACCGUUACUUGUAUUAAUAGGAGACGUAGUGUUUUUCUGCGCAGUACUCUGUGCAAGUACCGGUGCAGUUUUUAUGGUGAUGUUUAGAUCAUUUGACGAAGGACUUGCAUAUUGCAAUAGAGUAGCAAUGGGUGUACCAGAAGCCUACUUAGAAAUGAUUUUAAAUGAAUAG
This is a messenger RNA of Cetraspora pellucida, 591 nucleotides long. Lineage: Eukaryota; Fungi; Glomeromycota; Glomeromycetes; Diversisporales; Gigasporaceae. The record is from the annotation of a GenBank genome assembly.